Stylonychia lemnae is the source of this 2754-nucleotide messenger RNA. Lineage: Eukaryota; Ciliophora; Spirotrichea; Sporadotrichida; Oxytrichidae. The record is from the annotation of a GenBank genome assembly.
AUGGCAGAGACAUCUGUGAAGAAUACUUCGAGAUUGAAGUCCUAUGAGAAAACUUCUAUUCAAACACACAACACCUCACUACCACAAAUGAAUACAUACUUCAAUAAAACCUAGCUGCAGAGUACAAUAUCAAUGAUUUAAAAAGGAUAAACUCGCCGCAACAUUUAAGAGAAAAUAAAUAUCAGUGCUCGGACUAUUAUCGGUUAGUAACAAAAUGGACAGAAAGUCCUGAGACACUAAGGUGGUGGGGGAGGUGGAGAAAGAAUGCACUCUAAGGAUAUGAAUAACACUGUGACCUAUAACCUAGCCAAUAGCAUUAUGAAGAAAAGAAAUAAGAAUAAAGACAAAUAAAACAGAAAUAAUAAUACUCUCAAUGGCACCCAGAUUAUGAGGGAGGCUCACUUUUACUUUGAUAAAAACCCCUGCUACAUUAAAGAUAAAGAAUAACAUGAGAAUAGCAAUAUAAACCUUAAGAAGUGCUUGGAAACCAAUGGUCCUGGAAGAAUACCUAACUUCGGGUAUCCUCACAUUAACUUCGAGCAAGAAAGCACUUAAAACCUCUUAUAAAAUACAAGAAAAUCUAUUGUGAAUUAUUUGAUUGGCUAGCCUCGAAUAAGAUUCGAAUCUGUAGAUGACAAUUCAGACAAUUAACAAGAAAAGUAAACUACAGAUAGAGAUCUACCAUUCAAGAGUGCUUUGCAGUCUAAAAGACGAUAGGAUAGAAUAUAUGAACACAUAAUGAAGUGUUUUACCUUUGGUAAAAAAGUAAAAAGGCAAUCAGAAUAGGAACACUAGUAAGUAUCCAAAGUCGAGAUCCUCUAGAGAAGAUUCUAGAGACUCGGAUUAGUGAGAGAGUACUUCUCCCUCGAUAAGAAAAAGAUCAAUAGAAAGUUUAGAUUUCCAGUCAAUGAAGAAGGAGAACCUUUAAAGGGAAAGAUCUCAGAAAUAUACGAUGAACUGCAGUAUUGCUAGGAAUCUGAUGUUGAAGAUUUGAAAAAGCCAAUGAAGAAAGAAAAGCGUGAUAAAAUGGAAGCAAAACUCAUUAGGAAAAUGCUCAAGGAAAGGCACUCCAGUCUAGAGAUCAAAGCUGAGAAGAGGAAUUAUGAGAUGAAAUCUAGACUUGACCUAUAGAUUAUCAAGGGCUUAUAAAUGUCCUCAGAGGGAGAGGAAUUUUCAGAUACUGACACAUUUAAAGACUUAGAAGGCUAGUCGGUAAAUAGUGUAUAUUCCAGUCCUAGACAAAGAAUGGACAACGAAUUUCUAGCAUAUGACCGUGUUAUGCCUUUCGAUUUUUUAACUCACAGGAAAGCUAAGUCAUUCUUCUGUGACGAAAUUCUUGAUAUUGAUUUGAUCCUUUAGGACAAAAAAAUAUUUUAGGAAAAUUAAAAGAAAUUUUCUAAGCACGAAGAUGAAGUAGAGCAGCUGAGAGAAAUACCAGAGAUGAAUGAAAGACUGAAAGCAAUGCUAAAGGUACAUCCCCGAAAAACUAAGAAGAAAGAGAAGAAAAAUGUAAUUAAAGGAGAGAUGAGUUCGUCAAGUGAUGAAGAAAAGUUUGAUAGGUAUAACUAUGCUUAGAGAGUUCAAAAUACUUAAAUGAGGGAUAAUCAUAAUGAAUUGAUUGGAAUGUUCUUUUAAAGGUCACAAGCCAGAAAUCCUAGAUAUAAGAUAGAUGUUAAGUCGCUUCAUUCUCAAAAGCUAGCUUAGGUCAACCGUAAGAGGUUGUCAACUUAGAUUUAAACUUCAGAGCAAAGCAUUGAUUUGAACGCCACUAUUGAUACUAAGAAACAAGAAUAGCAAGAGUAAUAGGAAAGGCAGAUGUUUUAAAUUUAGCAAGCUAAGAGAUAUAUUAUGAGAGAAAAGCUAGGCUUUAGUAGCUAAAAUUACUAUAACAAUAUAGAAAUUUCAAAAGCCCAGCCUAUCAAUGAAGAUAGGCAAAGAAAUAGAUCUUAAAUAUCUACAAAUAAAGAUUCUAGAAUUAAUCUUCUUAAGAGUGAUGUCAGUACUGACAAUAUAGAGUAGACUUCAGCUAAUUCUCCUUAUAAGUAAGUUACUUAGCUGCCACAGAUAGCAGACAUUAAAAGAAAUGUCUCUCCAGAAACGUGUAGAAUUGAUGAUACGACUCAGAGGACUUAUGAUCAGAAUUCAGUCAUAAGUUAGAACCCUUAGUAAAGACCACAUAAUAUAUCAGCAAUGAAUUCAACCAUAUCAUCUUAUACAAACUUUGGAAUCUCGAUGCACUUUAACAAUAAAAACUCAUAAUUGCCACUGAAUAUUAAUGCUUAUAGCACUUAAAUGGUUCCUACUGAAGCAUCAAAUCAAAGAGCAGGAAAUAAGUCCUUACACAUACCAAGACACAAAUCAAACAUAUCAACUAUGGAUGAUGGGAUAAGUAGCAUGAAUGAUAGCAUUAACAAAUCUACUCAGAAAACAUAUUCUCAAGGGUUUACAAUGUUCUCUGCAAAAAUGGCUUUGAGAGAGUCUCCUUACACUCAGAUUGAGUAAAACAUGACUGAUAGUAAAUUGGCGCAGUAUAAUAAAUAUCAGGAUCUAAAGCAAAAGCUCUUGAAGGGGAAAGAUAAUCAUAAAUUCAAAGGAUAUCUUGCUGAGAAGCUCAGACGAAAGUCGAUUCUAAAUUGUGACUUAUUCAGAAUAACUGAUGUUGACUAUAAGAAGAGAGUCAAUAUGAUGCUUGAACGGAUCGAUUCAACCACAGGAACACAGUAUAAAAUAUCCAGGUAACAAUAAAUUGAUUGA